AUGCAAGUCGAAACAAUUAAGUCUGCAUCUGAAGAUUCUCUAUCUUAUUCAAAUAAUGAUGAAGAUGUUCAUAAUGAAAUUGAAAUAUCGAUCGACAGUAUUGAAAAUAUUAUCAGGAAUGAGAGUUUCCUGAUAAAAAUUGUAAUAGAACACGAAGAUUUACUAUUAGGAGAAAGUGACACCAUUAAAAUAAAUUCUAGUUAUAAAAAUUUAAUUAAGGUUUAUCCGAUAGAUUUUAAAAUUUCUUUAUCUUAUAUACCUAACAAUACGAGCAGCAUUGCCCCACUCGUAUCAACGCCUAUUUUGAUUAAGAUAUUUGAAAUUUUGGGGGACAAUGGCUCAUCAAAACCAAAUAUUGAAUCUAAAGAUAAUGAAACAGCCAAUGAAAGAUCAACGUCUGAACUAGAAAGUAGUCGAAAACUUUAUGGAAUGUGUAAUAUCGAUAUGCUACCGAUUAUUUUAGGAGAAAUAACGUUUAGUGAGAAACUUCUAGUUCAGAGUCCAUCCUAUACUUGGGAUCAGAAUAUCGUAUCUUGGGAAAAUUUAUCUAGAAUAUCAAUAACGGUGCAGCAAGACGAAAUAAAAAUUUUGGAAGAUAUAGAUUUUAAUUUUUUGAGUAUCACAAUUGAAAGUAUGUAUAAUUUGCCAGAUAAUUUUACCAACAGCAUGAACUACAAAUGUGGUACUAUAUUAUAUCCGCAUAAAAACGUAAAGGAGUCUUGUAUUAUUUUCGAUGAUGGCACGUGGACCAACAUUUCUAAUGUUGAAAAGAUGAAAAGCUGGAGAUCUUUACAGGACGUACAAAGUCGCGCGCGCUUAUCCAAAUACAAAAUCGAUUCCGAUUUCAAUAAUAUAAAAAAUGACUUCAAGUCACUCAACUUAAAAACAAUCAUUGAACCAAAAAAUAAAAGAAUCAAGUGGAAUGUUAUGAACAGAAGUUUCUUAGAUAAAAAGAAUAUCGAUCGUUUAAAGGAUCGACUGAAAAAGUACAAGUAUUGGCCAUUUGAAGUUAUAGUUAAAGAGAACGUUGAUCCGUCUGAAACGAAAAGAGAGAGUACCGAGGAAGUUAUUUAUCAAUUUUACGCUGACAUUAGUCAACUUAUCUUUCCCGGACAAAAAAAGGUACGCGUCUUAUCGCAAAUACAUAUGCAAAGUUUGGCUGAGAUGAAAGAAAAAACCGGACUAGAAAUAAGCAUUUUUAGCAAUAAAUCGUUAGAAGAUUGUGAGUUGCAAUCAGAUGAAAUACCAAGUACAUCGGAUUGUUCAGUUUAUGGUGAAAACGGAAAACCUGUUUAUAUUCUAGUAGAAUUCGAGCUAUACAAAACUCUUUUUCCUGCUCGGAUUUUAGAAGAUUUCACGAAAGCCACGGAGAUUUUGAAAAAUAAGCCAAAACCAAAUAAGCCAAUUUAUUUGUAUACCCCCGAUUUGGUACACGAUCAAUAUAUCAAAUGUAUCAAGCAACUUGUUGACGUUCUUGAAGAAAGUUAUCGAGACGAUUUGACUCGCUUUAAACAAUAUCUACACGAGACUGGAAAAUAUUUAUCUAUGCAAAGCACUUUAAAGAAUAAAAUUAUUAAUUUAUUAGACCAAAAGUUCCCACUCAAUUCAGCUGAUUGCUUUUCAACAAAAAACCAAGAUUUUAUAGUUUCGUGUUACUCGUAUUUGGUGGAACAAAUGCACAUUGCACUGAAUACGAAACUUGAUGUUCGUUUUGGCGAUGAGUACAUUGAUCCGGAAAAUCCUGAUGAACUUUGGAUCCGUGCCGAAGAAGCAUACGAAUAUAAACAUUACGACAAAGCUAACAAACUAUUGAUAAAGAUUAUUUCAAAUGAUCGAAGUAACGCAAGCUCAUGGGUGAAAUAUGGGAUCUAUUUGCUUAAAAUAUCGAAUAAUGACGAAGCAAUCGAAUGUUGCAGAGAGGCAAUUCGAUUAAAUAGCCGUCAUAAAAUAGCAUUACUUAUGUACGGCAUACUUCUUGCCAUGAAUGAAAAUUAUUCGGAAGCUGAAAUUUUCAUUAAAGCCGUAACCCUUUUUUAUCCAAGAUUCAGUGAAGGUUGGGUAAUUUUGCAUUUAUUAUACGUAAAAACUGAAUAUUAUCCAGGUAUCGAUAUAACUUUACAACUUGCCGAAAAAUGCUUAAAGGAUAGAAUUCCCGACAAAGAUACUAUGGAGAUUUUAGAAAAAGAACCAAUCGCAUGGUCAACUAAUCUUUGCAGUGAAAAUAGAAUUUUUAUUUUGACAGCAGUGCUGUUACUCAAAUUAAACCUUUAUAAUUUUGCAGGCUUGGCUUUGACUCAAGAAUUAUCUCUUAGACAGAAAUCAGUUGAAUUUUUAUAUUUUUUUAGCGUUAAUGCUUACUUAAAUCGCAACUAUGAAAUUGCGCUGGACUAUUUAAAUCAAGCGGAAACAAUUAUUGGCACCGAUUACAGCAUAGCUGCUUUAUUGGGACAUGUAUUUUACGAAUUUGGAGACAUGAACGAAACGAUAAAAUACUAUGAAAUCGUCGAUAAGCUGUACGAAAGACCGGAAAAUAUUCAUUUGGUGCAUCUAAGAAUGGGUUUUUACUUCAUAAGCAAUCGACAAUACGAGCGUGCAAGAAAUAUCUUUUCACGCGCCUGCAAACAGGCCUCAACUUGCAAAAUUUGGCUGGGAUUCGGCAUAUCAAAUUAUCAUCUCGAGUAUUACGAAGAAUGCGAAGCCGCUCUAAUCGAGGCCAAUAGAAUCGACGACGAGGAUCCCGAAGUCUGGGCUUACUUAUGCUUAUUAAGUAUAUCGUUGCAUAGAUACGACGAGUUCACUCAAUGUUACAGACAGACGGUUAAGAACAAUCUUAAAAAUGACGAACUUUGGCGGCUUAUAACACGUACAAUGGACACUUUUAACUAUACGACACCAUUUGUAUUCGAUGAUCCAAGUAAAAAAUGUACUUGUACAGCAAUGUCGUGGGCUAAACAAUAACAAUUUUUUAAGGUGUUCAUUUCUCUCUCUCUCUCUCUCUC
This is a messenger RNA of Ceratosolen solmsi marchali, 2999 nucleotides long. RefSeq names its product tetratricopeptide repeat protein 18. Gene Ontology annotation, biological process: cilium movement; cilium assembly. Gene Ontology annotation, cellular component: motile cilium; extracellular exosome. Bases 1 to 2958 code for a protein of 985 amino acids. The record is from RefSeq and is a predicted model, not a curated record. Lineage: Eukaryota; Metazoa; Arthropoda; Insecta; Hymenoptera; Agaonidae. The transcript is spliced from 19 exons. Gene Ontology annotation, molecular function: protein binding.